Molecule: messenger RNA, 1182 nt
Organism: Mycena citricolor
Lineage: Eukaryota; Fungi; Basidiomycota; Agaricomycetes; Agaricales; Mycenaceae
Source: the annotation of a GenBank genome assembly
GGACCACUCCAGUAUGUAUGACUACUACAUUUGUCUAAUCACUGACACUGAAAGCAACAUACCGUCGUCGUCGAGAGCGUGACUUGAAUUCUGCUGGAGUUCAGCUGGAUCAGCUCUGCGGAGUAACGCGGCAAAUUCUGGAUGCCCAUCAGGCCUUAGAUUGAUUGUAGCGGUCAGACCGAUUCCCAAGACUGCUCAUUGCUUAUACCGCCAUCUUACCUCAGGCUGUUUCUCUCCCCACUUGUGUUGCUGCCUGCGUUUGAAGCCUCAUCACCCAGAUUGACAUGUUCGCCAGGGAUGUUGAUUUGUAUCGUCGGCCCUAGCCUUCUCAACUCAAUCAAACGGACGGUGACACUCUUCUGUGCUCUGCUGACCUUGCUUCCCUUCGACAGCUCACCGGGUAAACGCACAAGCUACAUCAUUAAGACUUACUCAGCGGGAUAUAUGUGGCCGGGUCCCCGAUACUUAACUGCGCACAUGGCAGGAGUUCAAGCUCACAAGGUGACAUCCAAAUGUCCUCCACACAAAAUCCACUGAAGAUUACGAUUGUCGGGGCCGGAAUCGGUGGGCUCUCCGCUGCUAUCGCCCUGCGUCACAGCGGGCAUGUCACACAGGUUUUCGAACGUUUGGAGGCGGACAUCGAGCUCGGGGCAGCGCUAAGCGUGCAAGAGAAUGCGAUGCGUGUUCUGAACCGAUUUGGGAUCAACCCCGAGAACAUGAAGCCCGUCUAUGCUCGCGGGCUUGUGGGUUUCAAUCCUAUCACUGGAGAGAGCAGGGAGGUUUUGCUUGUGCCGCAGGAUGCAGCACCAGCUCCAACUGAUACUCUACUCGUCCACCGCAGCGACUUGCACGAGGAACUCAAACGGGUUGCACUGUCUCCAGACGGCAAUGGUCCUCCCGUGCAUAUCAGACUGGGCUGCAAGGUCGUCUCGUGUGAGCCGGAAGCCGGCAUCGUCGUCCUCGACUCGGGAGAGACGAUUGCCGCGGACCUGGUCAUCGGGGCAGAUGGUCUGCAGUCGGUCAUUCGAUCACACGUCCUGGGGCACCCUCAGGAUGCGGAGCCAACAGGUCUAUCUUGCUGUCGCAGCGUAUUCAAGGCUGCUUCAAUGAAAAACAGACUUUACAUACCGGCUUGGGAGAGUGGCUUGUGAUGGCUUGUAGCGGCUGUCGGAGUUUGAAUUU